UACCGCGGCAGUUCCCGAGUGCCACAUGUUUGCUGUAUUUUUAAUUUGGUUCAUUUCAAAUUAACGCUUAUUUUCUAGCUUUAUCUUUAAAUAUCUUUUGAUCGGUUUUUUUUUAAACCAAAUUGUCUUGAGAUUCAGAUAGCUUCGCACCUUGAUGAUGGAAACCAUUAUGCUAACAGAACUGUGUCCUAAUGGCAACUAUCACCAGCAUAAAAUAUUUCAGUUUAUUACUAUAUAUAUAUGUGUGUAUAUAUAUGAUAUAUAAUACACAAUUUGUAUUUUGUUAUUUAACAAAAAAUAGAUAUGAUCAAUUAAAAAAUCCUUACUCUUCCACAAAUUCCACUAGCUUAGCAAUUACAACUACUAAAAUUAAUAAUACUUACGUAUUACAGUCAUGUAUUACAUUUUAAACAUGAAAUACAUUUUUUUUUAUAUUCAAAGCAAGUGCACAAAAUGAUGAUUUAUAUUAAUAAAGAAACUAGGAUGCUAAAAACUGCAAAUCUUAUGUUUCAUAAACUAUUGCAAAUAUAUUUAACUUUGUAGACCCGCAUGAAUAAUUACCGCAUUCCAAAACGAACAGACCGAUUGCCCUUACAAAAGUUUUACAUUCAAUGGCAAUAAGUUAGGAUUGUCUCACAUAUUGUAGAUGUGGUGGUAACACAUAUGGUGUGUUUCUGACAUCAGGCAUUACGGUAGUAUAAGAAUAAGUUCACUCAGUUUUUUUUCGUACCUAAGUUGAUAGCCUUGAGAGGCUAUUUCAGCGGAACCUUGACUGGUGGGUGAGUUCACGGGGCUCAAACCUGAUGACGUUGCUAACUCGAGCCCUAGCAAGAGCCGUGCUUCGCAGAAUCUACCACCGGAUCGGACGCGACCCACUGAGAAGAUCCGGCGAAAAACUCAGUGGGCUGUGUCUGAGGGUUAAUUUACUCGUCGAGCCCUUCGUCGCAAGCGACGGGUUCGACGGGAACGAUGACCGGUGCUUAAGGUACCUAGAAGUGCCGUUACUGGAUCGGGAGGAUCCGAAAUGACGUGUUUGGGGUGACGUCAAUUGCUUUCCAUUCUGUCCGCAGGAUCGGGAAUGUAGUUACCGGCGGCCACGAUGAGAGGGUUCUCGUGUCGUGCCGCUUUAUCGAAGUGGCGCAUCGACGCCGACUGCAGAUACUUACUGAUGGACUAAGUCCAGGUCGUCAUGGAGGUCGACGUUCCUGAUAAACCAUGGAGCUCCGACGGCUAUCUUGCAAAAACGGGAUUGAAUUACUUGGAAAUCUUGGAAUGAUUUUAAGUUAGUGCGGGCCACGUGAGCGAACACUACACAGUUCACUCAGACCUCGAAUAGCAUAUAUGUAUAUCAAUAAAAGAUGAUUAUGAUAUGCAUUAUUAAGCUGUGAUGUUUAUAAACGCUAAAACCCUAAAACAAAGAUUGAGUUUGAGCUCGUUUUUCCAUCUUUCCAAAAAAUCUGACUGUAUGAGUGUGUAUGAUCCUUAAGUUUGACAAGUCAUUCGUCAAGUCAGGUGAUUUUUUAUCUUAAUGUUGGUAGUUAAUUUAGAUUGAAAAAGCCGCGUAAAGUUUUCGUGUUUUUUAUGGAUAUAUUGUAUUGAAAUUUAUUUCCUAGAAAUUGAAUAUACUUUUGUUACUACGAGAACAGCUUCUAAUUAAGUCAAUAAUUUUCUCUUAAAAUGCACUACGUUCAGAAGUAUUUAGAAAAACUACCAAUCUCCAAAUCAAACAUGAAAACUAACGAAGGCAAAAAAUGUAGUAUUUUUCUUUAUUGUAAUUAUUACAGUUUUUACUCUCAAAAGGUUUUAAUGGCUUUAUACGAAAAGAAUAUAGAUUUUGAACCCUUAAUUGUUGACAUAACAAAAGGAGAACAAUAUUCUUCUUGGUUUCUUGAAAUAAAUCCUCGUGGAGAAAUACCAGUUUUGAAAGUGAAAGAUGCGUUAAUUCCAGACUCUACUAGGAUUUUGGACUAUCUGGAAUUUUAUUUAGACUCUGAUUUGGUUCCACUCAUAAAUGUUUCUAAGGAUACAAAAGUGGUAACUACCAUAAACAAAUUUCGAGAAUUGAUUGACGCUUUGCCUGCUGGAGUUAUAACAGUUGGUUCAUUUUUUCAUCCACAUCUCUGCGGUAGUCCAAAGCUUCCAUUUAUUUUGCCAGUAAGAGAGAUUUUAAAAACUGGUGAUUUGAGUAGCUCACAAAACUUGAGAAAGUUGGCGGAUGAAAAUCCAAAAGCAAAACAUAUCCUGUUGUACAAAGCUGAGAUUCAAGAUCGAAAACACGAACUUCUGAGUAAUGAAGAGGAAUAUUUAAAAAUUCUAAACAUUGUUGACCAAGUUCUGAACCAAAUAGAGGAGCAGUUAAAAUUACAACCUGUCGGUAAUUGGUUAUGCUGCGAAAAUUUCAGUAUUGCAGACAUAAAUUUGGCUGUCCUCUUGCAACGUCUUUGGGAAUUAGGAUUAGAAACACGUUUUUGGAGUAACGGAAAGAGACCCUUGAUUGAGAGCUAUUUUGAACGAGUACGACAAAGAGAAUCAUUCAAAAAUACUAUUCCAAAUUUGCCACAGCACCUUAAAAUGAUAGUUACGGCUCCACCUCCAGUUUAUGUUGGUGCUGCAGGUGCUGUUUCAUUUGCUGUGGUAUUUACCGUAGCAUACAUUUUUAAAAAAAUUAUUUCGUAAUACUUAUCACUAUUUAGAUUCAUGUUAUGAUUUUUAUUCGCUUUGCUGAUAGCAAUAAAUAUUGAAUAGCUUUGAUUAUUGUCAAAGUUAACUGAAUAUUUUAGUAUUGAAACAAUUCAGUGCUUUAUAUUAUGUAAUCUUUUAUAUCAGUAAGUUAAUAUUUACUCUCAAAUCUAAAAAUCCCAAAGGGUUUAAGAUAUUAUUUAUGGUGGGCAGUGGCUUGACUGUGCCCCUGGCAUUGCUGACGUCCAUGAGCGACAGCAGCCAUUCACCAUCAGGUGGGCUGCAAGCUCGACUGCAAUGAAACUAUCAGUAUUAAUCAGUGGUAAACUUAUAUAAAUUAAGUUGAUUUUAGAAAAUAGUUGAAGAAGAAAUAUAUAAUAAAACAAAAAAUCCA
Molecule: messenger RNA, 3073 nt
Organism: Bombyx mori (domestic silkworm)
Lineage: Eukaryota; Metazoa; Arthropoda; Insecta; Lepidoptera; Bombycidae
Gene: Gdap1
Product: ganglioside-induced differentiation-associated-protein
Exons: 6
Coding region: 1678-2676 (332 amino acids)
Biological process (GO): mitochondrial fusion; mitochondrial fission
Cellular component (GO): mitochondrial outer membrane
Source: RefSeq, a predicted model, not a curated record